Fusarium subglutinans is the source of this 2124-nucleotide messenger RNA. RefSeq names its product transcriptional regulatory. The record is from RefSeq and is a predicted model, not a curated record. Gene Ontology annotation, molecular function: DNA-binding transcription factor activity, RNA polymerase II-specific; RNA polymerase II cis-regulatory region sequence-specific DNA binding; zinc ion binding. The transcript has a single exon. Lineage: Eukaryota; Fungi; Ascomycota; Sordariomycetes; Hypocreales; Nectriaceae. Gene Ontology annotation, biological process: positive regulation of transcription from RNA polymerase II promoter by galactose; DNA-templated transcription. The coding region runs from base 1 to 2124 and encodes 707 amino acids. Gene Ontology annotation, cellular component: nucleus.
AUGCCUUCUCGUAAACUCAAAGACAGCGAACGCCUUCGGUGCGCUAAUGCCUGCUACACCUGCAAGCGUCGCAAAGAGCGCUGUGACGGCCGUCAACCGUGUGGCCGCUGCAUCACCCGCGGAGUGGAUGCCGAGUGCAGUUUUACCCCUUCUCCGACAACAAGGCGCAGAGUUCGGAAGGCUCGCCCUAACCAUGUGAGCCCUACAUCUGGUGUAGACAACUCACAGGGUUACAUAUCACCAAGCGUAUCCUCCUCUAUCGAAGUCUUUGGCCAAACACUGCCUCAAAUCGGCAGCCAGACCGGACAUGAUUCACACAGCGCCCGCACCGAUCAUCCACAGCUCUCUACGCUCAUACAAGACGGCCACGGGAAGUUCGUCUUCAUUGGCGAUGCAGCAAACCUGUCGUUUCUGCAGAUAAUCCGACGACUAGUUCGCGAUUCGCUCGGUCCCUGUGCAUUCACGGAGGACGCUCUACAGCAUCUCAUGGUUGAGGCCAAACCGUCGGAUAGUUCUACAUGGCUUGUCAGUAUCAUGGAUUAUGCGCCAGUCAUGCCCGAAGAGGAAGAGGCUCGGUAUCUAGUCUCCUGGUUCUUCCGCUCAACCAGUUGCGUGCUCAACCUCUUCGAAGAAGGAGAAAUCAGCGAGUCAAUGGCAUCUUGGUAUCAAAAAUGCUCCGGCGAACAAGAAGAUAAAGCUUCGGUAGCAGUCUUCUUUCUCAUAUUUGCAAUUGGCGCCCAGACAUGCCCUGAGAAUAGGGACAAGGAAGCAGAACAGUAUUUCAACUACGGACGCUUCCUGACCACAUCCGUCAUCAUGGACGACAUUAGUAUAUCCGCCGUGCAGUCCAACAUUCUUAUAACUAUGUACCUGCUUGGUGCUUCACGGCGGAACGCUGCCUUCAUGUACCUCGGCAGUGCUGUCCGCGCAGCAUAUGCUCUGGGAAUUCAGCGACACGAUGUCAACAAGCAUUUCAAGCAGUCCGAAUACCUUGUGCGAGAGAGGCUGUGGAAGGUUCUCCGUGUCCUAGAUCUCUUUAUGAGUGCAUCUCUUGGUCGUCCCCCAUCAACACACGAAACUCGAAAUACAGGCACCGACGAGAAUUAUUCGGCUUCUAAUGAUCUAUGCUCUAUCUUUGAAGAUAUCCUUACCAACAUCUACUCCCCGCAAAAAGUCUCAAACAGCCACCUGGAACGAAUCAGUGAGCAUCAUAGACAAUGGGCCAACAAGUUCCCUCUAGGUCUCGCCACUGAUAGCAUAAAACCAUCGAAAUUCAUCGACGAAGCCGACGGGAAGGAAACGCCAAACAUCGGUUUAUGCCACCUCAAAGAAGCUUAUUAUUGGACGAUAAUGCUGCUUGCUCGACCGUCCUUGACGAAAAGCGCUUCCAAACAUAUGUACAAAGCCAGCAAGGACAUGAGUCAAUGGGAGCCUCCGACUACGGCAACUGAGCCAGACCAGGUCCUCGCCUUUUCCUGCGUCGACUCUGCAGUCAGGACAGUUGACCUCCUAAAAGUCAUGGGAGACAACCGAGAAAUUCCAAAACGUCUCCCGUUUGUCGUAAAUUCUCUAUUUGUUGCAGCCUUGGUACUUGGGACCGCCUACUUCAACGACUUGGAUCAUAUCUUCCCUCUCGAGAAAAGCAUGAUUGGCGUGCGAUCCUUGAUGUCCAGGUUCAGUACUCAUGACCCUGUCGCCAAGGGCGCACUGCAAACUAUCGAUAACCUACAAACUGUCUGCAACAUAUACGUCGAUGAAAGAGCGCGCCGGAAAAUGGAGAGACAGAGCCUUCUGGUGCGGAACCUGUUUGGUACUGUGCAUGAUAGAUCCAGGCCACAGACUCCGAGGCCUAACGAAAAAGCAAAGACAAACUCUGUCAGUCUUUUCAACCAGAGUGAGGAAAUCGUUGAUACUUGGUCAUUUGGAGAAUCUAUUGGAGACAUGGAUGGGGGGUUGAUGGGCAUGUUGCCACAUGAAGCUUUGGAGGCAUUCUCACUUCCCACGCCCACCACGAUCGAUUUCGGCUCAUUUGAUGCUAGUUUUCCUCUUUUCUCAACUGUAGAUGUAUGUAGUCUUGAGGUUGAAGGAAAUAUGGGGACGAAUGGUUUGGCGUUUGGACUGUGA